AUGGCGCUUGCAACCAACGCCGCAAACGCUGCUCUGACUGCAGGAGCGGAUUCAAUCUCCGCUCUCUCGCAACGCUCCGUUGCGCCAGCGACAGCUCAGCAGCUCGCCUUCGCGUCGUCCACCACAUUCGGUGCCACGAAAUCUACCCGCGCCAAUGCCACGUCAGCGAACCGCGUGCAGCACCAGGCCAGGACGAACCAGCCCGGAAACAUCCGGUGCAAGGACUACCCGAAGCCGGAUUUCGACUCCGAGCCGCAGCGGGAGGCUCAGCAACUCUCAGCCUCUUUUAAGAACCUCCCGCGGCCCGAGAAGCCGUUGAAAGUCGCUAUCAUUGGCGCCGGAUUGGCCGGGCUGAGUGCGGCGAAGUACCUGGUGGAUGCGGGCCACAUCCCCACCGUCUACGAGGCGCGCGACGUGCUUGGCGGGAAGGUCGCCGCGUGGCAGGAUGAGGAGGGUGACUGGUACGAGACCGGCCUCCACAUUUUCUUCGGAGCCUAUCCCAACAUGAUGGAGCUGUUCAAGGAGCUGGACAUUGAAGACCGGCUGCAGUGGAAGGAGCACUCGAUGAUCUUCGCCAUGCCCGACAAGCCUGGCGAGUUCUCCCGCUUCGACUUCCCCGACAUCCCCGCGCCCGCCAACGGCGUCGUCGCCAUCCUCCGCAACAACGACAUGCUGACGUGGCCGGAGAAAGUUCUUUUCGGAAUCGGGCUUCUGCCCGCCAUGAUCCAGGGACAAUCGUACGUGGAGAAGCAGGACGGGCUGUCGAUCUCGGACUGGAUGCGCAAGCAGGGCGUGCCGGAGCGCGUGAACGAGGAGGUGUUCAUCGCCAUGGCCAAGGCGCUCAACUUCAUCGACCCCUGGGAAAUCUCCUCCACCGUCAUCCUCACCGCCAUGAACCGCUUCCUCCAGGAGAGGCACGGGUCCAAGAUGGCGUUCCUGGACGGCCCGCCCACCACGCGCCUGUGCGAGCCCAUGGUGGAGCACGUUACCAAGGGCGGCGGCCAGGUGCUGCUGGAGAAGCGGCUGCAGAGCAUCGAGCUGAACGAGGACGGGUCAGUCAAGAGCCUCAAGUUCCAGGGCGGGGAGACCGUCACGGCCGACCUCUACGUCUCCGCCAUGCCCGUGGACCCGCUCAAGCUGCUCCUGCCGCCCGCCUGGAAAGCCGACCCCUUCUUCCAGAAGCUGGACGGGCUGGAGGGCGUGCCGGUCAUCAACGUGCACCUCUGGUUCGACCGGAAGCUCACAACCGUCGAUCACCUGCUGUUCUCGCGCUCGAAGCUGCUCUCUGUGUAUGCAGACAUGUCGGUGACGUGCAAGGGGUAUGCGGAUGAGAACGCGAGCAUGCUGGAGCUGGUGUUUGCGCCGGCGAAAGAGUGGAUUGGGAGGAGUGAUGAGGACAUAGUGCAGGCGACGAUGGUGGAGUUGGAGAGGCUGUUCCCCACGGAGGUGCGUGCGGAUGGCAGCAAGGCGAAGCUGAGGAAGAGCAUUGUGGUGAAGACGCCCCGGUCCCUUCCAACUCCCCUGCUGCCCCCCUCAUGCUCUUGCCCCACUCCCCUGCUCCCCUUCAUCCCUGCGUCCCACCAACAGAGGUACCUGGCGUCAAUGGAGGGCGCAGUGCUGUCGGGCAAGCAGUGUGCGGAGCAGAUCGCCACACGGGGGGCGGGGCGCAAGCCGGCUACAGGCAUUUCAGUGCAGGACUUCCUGCAGAGGCAACCAGAGAUGGCCACUGUGUCGCUUGCCGCUGCUCUGGGGGUUGCUGCCACUGCAGCAGCCCUGCUUGCUGCCUCAACAGCAGCCACUGCUUUGCCACUUUGA
Messenger RNA from Closterium sp. Naga37s-1, 1815 nucleotides. NCBI's taxonomy places the organism in Eukaryota, Viridiplantae, Streptophyta, Zygnematophyceae, Desmidiales, Closteriaceae. The record is from the annotation of a GenBank genome assembly.